AUGUCGUCAAAUAUUCUGAUUACUGGUGCGGGGGGAUACGUGUGGGUUUCCGAACAAGCUGAGGCCCUAUCUAAAUUGGGAAUAUCUGUGCUUCAGCUAGAUCUUUCCGACGAGGAUGCGGUGGUUAAGAGCGUGUUGCAGCACGACAUCAGUAUAGUUAUUCAUACUGCCAGCGCAAUGGAUCCGAGCAUGGCGUUGCCUCUUAUCACUGCUCUGAGCAAGCAGAAGCAGGUGAAUGGAAGUGAAGCAAUUUUCAUUCAUACUUCUGGUUUGGGCGCGUUUUACGACAAGACCGGGUGGCCGGCGGGGUUGUUGAGAGAUACAGACGCCGUCUUUGAUACGGAGAAGCGUUUGGCUGAUUCUUUUCCUAUACGGAAGACUGAUGUCGCAGUAAUCGAGCAUGCCGAAAAGAGAGGGGUAACUAGUUUCAUUGUAGUGCCCUCAACCGUCUAUGGCCAAGGUAGCGGCGAGUGGAACAAGCUGUCUAUUAUCCUGCCGCUCUAUGUUCGGGCCAGCCUUUCGGCGAAAGCGGUGUACAAGUUCCCAGACUACUCGAAGGUCGCUGGCGUGCACAUUUCCGAUUUGACUGCGCUUUACGGUUUGAUUGUUGAGCAGUUCCUCCGUGGAGAGUCGAUACCAAGUGGCCGAGAAGGCUAUUACUUCGCGUUGGCUCAUGAUAUUUUCUUGGGUGAAGUGGGUGAUCAUUUGGCCAGCGAGCUUCGGGAUCGUGGCGUGACCACUAAUUCCGAGGCACGCACAUAUUCGGAUGAACAAGCUGCUGCGACGUCGCUGGGGGUUCCCGUACAGUUUGUGCAGAUGCUGUGGGAUGCUGGUGCCAAUAUUGUUGCCGAAAUUCCCCGAAGCAUUGGAUGGAAACCGGCCUGGGAUAAAGCGCGGUUCUUGCAGCAUAUUGGAGAUGAGGUUCAGGCUGUAGUAGAUCUUGGAAAGCCGAAGAGCAGUCUUGUUGACUCACUAUUGGCGGCGACGAGUGGCUAA
Molecule: messenger RNA, 996 nt
Organism: Talaromyces proteolyticus
Lineage: Eukaryota; Fungi; Ascomycota; Eurotiomycetes; Eurotiales; Trichocomaceae
Exons: 8
Coding region: 1-996 (331 amino acids)
Source: RefSeq, a predicted model, not a curated record